Messenger RNA from Ostrea edulis (European flat oyster), 1782 nucleotides. Its product is annotated as leucine-rich repeat-containing protein 74B-like. The coding region runs from base 1 to 1761 and encodes 586 amino acids. Gene Ontology annotation, molecular function: protein binding; calcium ion binding. The record is from RefSeq and is a predicted model, not a curated record. NCBI's taxonomy places the organism in Eukaryota, Metazoa, Mollusca, Bivalvia, Ostreida, Ostreidae. The transcript is spliced from 13 exons.
AUGGAUGUACAGAGAAACGAUAGCCCGAACAUGGGCGAGAAAAUCUUCAGGAUGGUAACGCCCCCAGCAAAGAGAGAUGUACGACGAUCGUUGAAAUCUACGUCUCUAGGAAUGGCGGCAAAAUACCGACUUUCGAGUAACUCGUCUGUACCCUCCAGCACAUCUUCCGGCAAACAACCACCAAACAAAGUAACCAGAAUCAGAAAGGCGGAAAUAGACCUUCAAGUUCAGCGGGAAAUGGAACAAAUUCGAAUUGAGGAAGAGCGAAAACAGAAAGAGGAAUUAUUACAGAAACAGAAGCAAAAGAUAAAAAUUGAAGAUGUGGAAGACUAUGAUUUUGAUGAUGACACUGAUUUAUCAGAGCCCGAGUUUGACGAUGAAGACAUUAGUCAGAAGAUGUAUAUGGAGGCGUGUAAAGACAUGAACCUGACGCCCAUCAAAGCAGUGUAUAAAGCUCUCGAUACCGAGAAACUGGCCGUGGUAGGAGUCAUACUGAAGAAGAAAGAAUCUAAGGCGUGUGCAAUAGGACUAUUGCGCAAUUCGACGAUUGAAACGCUUGUUCUGGAAAGCAAUGAGCUUGGUGGGUACGGUGCCAGAUGUAUUGCAGAUGCAAUAUCACGGAAUGAAUUCCUAACAGAAAUACGAAUAGUUGAAAACAAUAUCGGAAGAGAAGGUGCUCGUGUUAUCUGUGAAGCUCUACGUAAGAAUAAUUAUGUUCGUCGACUCGAUUUAAAAGGAAAUGGUUUUUAUGAAGAGGACGCAACGUUUUUUAAAGACAUGCUUGACGAAAACCAUGCAUUGAGAGAACUAUACCUAAGUCACAACAAAUUCCAAGAAGUCGGCGGAGAGAUAUUUGCUGAUGGAUUAGGUAACAAUGAUUUUCUCCGAGUUCUAGACCUUAGUUGGAAUCAUUUACGCAUGCGUGGUGCAAUGGCAAUAGGUUCUGCCUUACAGGUGAACCGUCAUUUAGAAAAACUUGAUAUUUCAUGGAAUGGUUUUCAUAUUCGUGGGGCUCUCACGUUAUCGAAAGCACUAGAGAUUAACACAACGCUGAUGGAUCUGAAUUUAAGCUGUAACAGACUGUCUGACAGUUGUAUUCAGAUAUUGGUAAAUGGCCUAAAGAAGAACACAACAUUGAAAGUGCUCAGGAUUGCACAGAAUCAAAUAUACCCACCAGGUGCUUUCAAUAUUCUUGAAAGUAUAGAAAAUACACCGUCCAUAGCUUUAGAGUUGCUUGACUUAGGGGAUACCCCAGUUAUGGAUACUUUUGAAAACCUCUACAAAAAGCUCCAGGAAAUCCGAAAGCCAUUUACAAUUAUAUAUGGGAUGGUGUGGGCCACAGAUCGCCAUUCAUUAGCCAGCGGGGACCAAGAACCGGAAGAAGAGGACCUUCUCAAUGAGGACCCGCUUCUAGUUCUAUUUGAAUACGCGCGAUUACAAAACUUCCGACUGGUAGACAUGUUUAAGCAGCUGGAUAUGGAUAACAGUGGGUCUCUCGAUAGAGAGGAAUUUUCUAGGGGCCUAGCUCAAGUGAAUAUUCCAAUGAAUAGGCGUUCCUUAAGCAGACUGAUAGAUAUAAUGGACAAAGAUGGGGAUGGAGAAAUAGAUUUUGGCGAGUUGAUGGCAGCCCAGCAGAAACAUAAACUGUUGCUGAAGUCUUAUAUGAAAGGUGAGCGACCAAUCGAGGACACAGAAAUAGGCCGAAUAGACAGACUGUUAAGGAAAGUCAUGUACAAACGAUUUCUAAUGCGCAAGUUUUAACAUCAUCUUUUAUCACGUCAU